UCACUCAAUUGACCUUGUCACAUUACUAUAAAAAGGAAAGCCGAAUGAGGUAAACAAAGCAUUGAUUAAAAAAGAAAAACCAAAAUAAAAAGAUGGAGCAGAUAAUCACGGCAAGUCGCAUUGUGAAGCCGUCAUCUCCAACUCCGCUUGCAUCCAAAACCCACAAACUAUCACUUGUCGACCAAAUUGCACCCCCAAUUUAUAUCACCCUCAUCUUCUUCUACCAAAACCAUGAAUCUCGCCACCACCAACAAAUCUCGCGACGUCUGCAACAAUCCCUCUCGGAGAUCCUCACCAUCUUCUAUCCCUUAGCCGGCACAAUCAAGCAAAACACAUUCGUCGACUGCAACGACUCCGGAGCCAAUUUCGUGGAGGCCCGAGUUCACGCCCGCCUCGCCCACUUCACACACAACCCUAAAAUGGAGCAACUCGGAAAACUAAUCCCGGCCGGCUACUCAUCCGCCACCGACGACAACCCCAAAUUGUCAGUGAGAACCAGCUACUUUGACUGCGGAGGAGUCGCCGUCGCCGUCUGUUUCCCGCAUAAACACGGCGACACCGCAAGCUUCGCAACGUUCAUGAACGCGUGGGCGGCCGUUUCCCGCGGGGAAGCUUCUAGAAUCAUCCAGCCCUCCUUCGAUUUGGCGCUGCGGUUCCCUCCGAGAGACGUAUUCGCCUCCGGAUUCCGCGAGGGAAUCACGGAGGAGAAAAUGGUGACGAGGAGGCUAGUUUUCGACAAGGAGGAGGUGGAGAGGAUUAGGAAAUUGGAAGCUUCUAGAAGCGAGGUGGAGGAUCCGACUAGAGUGGAAGCCGUCUCGGCUUUCCUCUGGCGGAGCUUCAUCCACGCGCAUAAACAAACGGGGACGGAAACGGCGUCGUUCCCGACGUGUCACAUGGUGAGCAUGAGGCGGCGGGCGGCGCCCCCCGUGGCAGAUCACGCCUUCGGGAACUGCUUCACGAUCGCUCUGGCGCUUGUGUCGGGAGAUGGAGACGAGGAUGUGCUGGUGUCGAGAUUGAGGGCUGCCAUACGAGGAGUGGACGAGGAUUACGUGGAAGCCAUCGGCGGCGCCGAGUUCGCUCAAGCGGCGCUGGAUGAAGUGGGCGAUUUCCUAGUGUCGGGAAACUGUGGAUUCACGAGCUGGUUGAGGUUUCCGUUGUACGACGUGGAUUUCGGAUGGGGGAAGCCGGAUUGGGUUGGCACGGGGACGAUGCCGUACAAGAAUCAGGUGACUCUCAUGGAUACUCCGUCGGGAGAUGGUAUCGAGGCAUGGAUUAACGUUCCUCACGACCACUUCUUCCAAUUCAUACAAGCCGAUUGCAAUAACCUCCUUACUUAAUUAACCUAAUCACUCAAAUAUCGUGUCCCAUACUUCAUAAAAAUAUAAAGAAAUAUGUGUGCGUGUGUUGGCCUAGCGUAGGGUUGUAUACGAAUCAAAUAAUUUUGUUCGAUUCGGUAUUCGUGUUCGAAUUUUGAUAUUCGUAUUCGAAAAUUUACGAAUCGAAUCCAAAUACAAAUAAUAUUUUUGAUUCGAUUAG
This is a messenger RNA of Salvia miltiorrhiza (redroot sage), 1536 nucleotides long. Its product is annotated as stemmadenine O-acetyltransferase-like. The record is from RefSeq and is a predicted model, not a curated record. Lineage: Eukaryota; Viridiplantae; Streptophyta; Magnoliopsida; Lamiales; Lamiaceae. The coding region runs from base 93 to 1337 and encodes 414 amino acids. The transcript has a single exon.